This is a messenger RNA of Cladophialophora immunda, 1654 nucleotides long. RefSeq lists its product as uncharacterized. The transcript has 2 exons. Bases 411 to 1493 code for a protein of 360 amino acids. The record is from RefSeq and is a predicted model, not a curated record. Lineage: Eukaryota; Fungi; Ascomycota; Eurotiomycetes; Chaetothyriales; Herpotrichiellaceae. Gene Ontology annotation, biological process: L-serine catabolic process; L-threonine catabolic process. Gene Ontology annotation, molecular function: pyridoxal phosphate binding; threonine deaminase activity; L-serine ammonia-lyase activity.
GAUCAUCGAAUCCUACGUCAAGCCCUGGCUCGCGUCGCCAGGGUGUCACCAACCCUUUACAUAAGCUUUAUGCACCUUGUCACCACUUGUCAUUGUAACAAGGCGUGGAUCUCAAAAGGUUCCGGAGGCUUUUUGUCGAUCAGGAAUUCAAUUUUCUAUUACAAAAGAGAAAAAAAGGGAACAGGACGACUCCCGGUGCUGACCGUGGGUAGCCACCCCUCCUUCUUUUCCCUUGCCUCUUUAACUGUGUCUGUGGCCGCUUAUCAUUGUUGAUAUUGGUAUUAUUUGUCCAUCGGUGCAUCGCCCGGGGUACUUUGGAGAAGCCGAAAAUAUUGUGUCUGUCCUGUCUAUAACUGAUCCAACAUUUGCACGGACUAGUUUUGUCCGGAAGAGGCACAUACGGGAAAGCAAUGAUAGAAAGGAACCACCUCGAGGCAGACGCCAUGCCUCCCGUCAAGCAGCCGUGGAUCGAGACGCCGCUGCUCGAAUCUACAAUCCUGUCCAAAAUCGCCGGCUGUCGCAUCUUCCUCAAACUCGAAAACCUCCAGCCCUCGUCGUCGUUCAAGUCCCGGGGCAUCGGCAACUUGAUGCUGAAAAGCAUCCGGGAACAAUCAGAGUCCGCCGCCGACGACAGGCCGCUGCACUUCUACUCUUCGUCGGGAGGCAACGCGGGGCUGGCGUGUGUCACGGCCGCGACGUCUCUGGGCUACGCGUCCUCGGUCGUGGUGCCCACCAGCACGGAUGAAGCCACGAUUGCAAAGCUACUCGCCGCGGGGGCGAGCGAGGUGAUUUCGCACGGCGACAGCUGGUUCUUCGCCGACCAACAUCUGCGGGAAGUCGUCAUCCCCGCGGCGGAAGCAAAGGGGGAGAAGGGGAUCUACAUCCACCCCUUUGACCAUCCCUACAUCUGGGAAGGCGCGGGGACCAUGGUCGAGGAGAUCAAGAAGCAGAUGCCCGAGGGGGAGAAACCGGACGGCAUCGUCUGCUCCGUGGGCGGCGGCGGCUUGUUCUCGGGCAUCAUGCACGGCCUCGACCGCGUCGGCUGGGCCGACCAGGUCCAGGUCCUGCCGGUGGAGACAUUGGGCGCGGACUCGCUGGCGCAGUCGCUGCAGAAGAAGGAACUCGUCACGCUUCCCGGCAUCACCUCCGUCGCGACCUCGCUGGGCGCCAUCCGCGUGGCCGAGAAUGCCUUCCGCCAGGCCCAACGACCCGCCGUCACGUCCGUGGUGCUCGACGACGCCGAAGCCUGCGCCGCCUGCUGGCGCUUCCUGGACGACGAGAGGAUCCUCGUGGAGCCGGCCUGCGGCGCCAGCGUUGCCCUGGCAUACGACGGGCGGUUGAAGCGGGUGCUCAAGGGGUUCGGACCUGAUUCCAAAGUCGUGAUUGUUGUUUGUGGCGGGUCCAAGAUCUCGUUCGACCUGUUGAACACGUACCGGGACAGGUACCAGCAGCGGAGUGAGGAGCUGGCAAGGAAGUAUGAGCAAGAGAACUGAGAUGGCCGGAUGCACCCUCCUGGAGAUGAGGCAGCAUUAUUUUCCCCGACAGUGCUGGAUGAACACCAAAGAUAAAACAGGUUGACGAGCUUUCGAAUCAAAUAAAGGAGGAGAAAUUAAAGGACAGGAAUAAAAUACAAUCAACAAAUGAAGUAACGAAC